This is a messenger RNA of Bursaphelenchus xylophilus (pine wood nematode), 1452 nucleotides long. The record is from the annotation of a GenBank genome assembly. NCBI's taxonomy places the organism in Eukaryota, Metazoa, Nematoda, Chromadorea, Rhabditida, Aphelenchoididae.
AUGGAUCAGGUGGGUUCUGAAUCAUGGCCGAUUGGAAAACGUUUUAUUCCUGCGUUUUUGGGGCGCUUAUUCCUAAUUGUUUAUGCAAAGUUACAUGACUAUCUUUUUCAUGUAAGAAGUUGGAAGCCCAUAUAAUCGUUUUUUAGGUCAGAUUUACCGACAUUGAUUACCUUGUAUUUACGGAUGCGGCCAGACAUGUUUAUCACGGGAGGUCUCCAUUCGAUCGGGCCACUUAUCGAUAUUCGCCUUUCUUAGCAUGGAUUCUGACACCAAAUGUUUUCUUUUGGGACUUUGGUAAGUAUUUUAUUGCUAAUGAUUUUAGGAGGAAGUCCGUUAAGUUUGCUUUUAUCUUCCAGGGAAAGUACUGUUCUGUUUAACCGAUAUAUUUGUUGGGUGGUUAAUUUACGAGAUAGGGAAGGAGUCGAGGAAUUCUGCUUUAAUCGGUGCUCUUACUGCAUGCUGGCUGUUCAAUCCGUUCACUGCAAUUAUCUCUGCUCGUGGUAAUGCUGAUGUUAUUGUAUGUUCCGCAGUCCUCUUGACAUUGUUACUGCUGAAAAGAAACAAGGUAUCUCUUAUUAAGUUUUUAUUGUCAUUCUUUUAGUGGUUUUAUGCAGCGUUAGUUCAUGGAUUAUUUGCCAUUCAUCUGAAGAUCUACCCAGUAAUUUAUCUUCCGUCAGUGUUUUUAAAUUUGGCUGGAAUUACUUUAAAUGAUUCUUUUAAAACAUGGGUUCGAAAAUGUUUUACAAACUGGAGAGGUUUUAUUUAUAUACUGGUAUGUCUUUUUUAAAGAAGAUUAUGCUCAAUUCAGAUAAGUCUGCUCGGAUUUCUUGUACUUCUUGGCAUUGGGUUCCUCCUUUAUGGUGAGAAAUUCCUGGAGGAAUACUUCUUUUACCAUGUACAUCGGAAAGACGUAAAGCACAAUUUUUCUCCAUAUUUCCUUCCUUUAUACCUUGCGAGGGAUGAUGAAUUUUGGGCGAAAGUAAUUGGAUUUGGCGCUUUCGUGCCUCAAAUCUUUUGCAUAGUUAUUUUUGCUGUUCGGUAAGUCCGUCAGUCAGCACUGUAUCUGUUUAGACAUUUUGAUGAUCUUCCAAUGGCAUGGUUCUUGACUACUUUUUCCUUCGUUUCCUUUAACAAAGUAUGUACUUCCCAAUACUUUAUAUGGUACAUUUGUUUGUUACCAUUGAUUGCUUCCAAAGUUAAGGUAAGUUUAUAUUCAACCUCUAGUUUAUGUUUUAGUUAUGUUCAUUUCAAGUUUUGACUCUGAUUGCAUUAUGGUUUAUUGGUCAAGGGAUCUGGCUGUUGCCGGCUUAUUUUCUGGAAUUUAAGGGUAUCCCCUGCUUCGAAAUGAUCUGGGCCGCUUCACUUCUCUUCGCUUUCAUUAAUGCCUACAUAAUCAGAAAGAUUUCGCUCAACUAUUGCUUCACUCAACGAUCUCACUCAAAAAAGGACUAG